AUACAUUAUCCCCAGCUUAAUUUGCUUAAUUUGCUCUCUCUUCCCGUUUCAGACCAAAGCGAAUCCGACGUCUCCGUUGUUUGCCUGAUUGAUCGGAUCAGGACCGUUCAUCCGUGCCAAUUUGUAUAGGGCUGUCGAUCUCCAUCGACCUGAUGGAGGUCCGACCCCCCAAUCCGACGGCCGACAACUCCUCCAUCCCGCAGCAGCAUCACCACCGUCAUGCACCCGCAGCAGCUUCACUCAAACAACCCGCUGCUUCGCCUGUCUCUGUCGACACCGCCUCUGUCUCUCAUAGGCUUCAAAAGGAAUUGAUGUCUCUUAUGAUGAGCGGAGGAGAUCUUGGAGUAUCAGCUUUUCCCGGCGAGAGCAUUUUUACAUGGAUUGGCACAAUCGAGGGUGGAAAAGAAACAAUGUAUGAGGGGUUAUCUUACAAGCUCUCCUUGCGUUUUCCCCUUGACUACCCUUUUAAACCACCCCAAGUCAAGUUUGAGACAAUGUGCUUCCAUCCAAAUGUUGAUCAGUUUGGAAACAUAUGUCUUGACAUACUUCAGGAUAAAUGGUCUUCAGCUUAUGAUUGCAGAACAAUUCUUUUGUCCAUUCAGAGUCUAUUGGGAGAGCCUAACCCAGAGAGUCCUCUCAACAGCUAUGCUGCAGCUUUGUGGAACAAUAAGGAAGAUUACCAAAAAAUGGUUCACAAACAGUACUUUUCUGGAGAGGCGUUUGAAAGCUGAUUCGUAGAAUUCUCUCGUCGCAAACCACAAAUUUCGAUGAUUGUUUCCACACAAUCUGUAAAGCUGAUGGAAUUUUAGAUUCAGUUCAAACUCCCAAAUUUAGAUUUGUAACUUGUUAUCAUGGAAAAUUGAUGUGUUAAUAUAGUAAUUAGCAUCAUUAUUUAUGUCA
Molecule: messenger RNA, 900 nt
Organism: Juglans microcarpa x Juglans regia
Lineage: Eukaryota; Viridiplantae; Streptophyta; Magnoliopsida; Fagales; Juglandaceae
Product: probable ubiquitin-conjugating enzyme E2 C
Source: RefSeq, a predicted model, not a curated record